AGCACAUCGCUUAAUCAUUGGUCAGAGCUUAAACUGAGUAGCAGGUUUUAGUCUGUAUUGAAGUUUCGCUUCCGACAAACGAUGAAAUCAUGCAUAUUUUUGAGCUUGUGCUGUGUUUUAGUGAUCUCAAGGUGGGCAUCAUCGCAAGAGAUUGAAGACUGUCUAACUGGCAAGGCUCACAAAGGUAAAUGCGUUUCAAUUGCGAAUUGUCCAUCGCUGCUUCGGAUUGCUCAAAGUCCAGUGAUUUCGGAAAGUGACAAAUUAAAGCUUAGAGAACAUGUUUGUGGCAAUCGAAAGGUUUGUUGCCGAUCGCCAUUGCAAGUUACUACAACUUCCACAACAACUGAAUCUUAUUCUUAUGAUGAUGUUGAAGAAAGUCAACCAACAAAUCAACCGCUGUUACCCAAGGAAAACGAUUGUGGCUUGGAUACCGCGAGCCAACGAAUCAUUGGCGGAGAUAUUACCGAUAAGGAACAAUUUCGAUGGACGGUAGCUUUGGAUUACAAGCAUCCAAGAACAGGGGGUGUCAAAUGCGGAGGAUCCCUGAUCAACACAAGAUAUGUUUUAACUGCUGCUCACUGUGUUUUCAGAGUACAGAAACAAGAUCUCACUCUACGUUUAGGCGAAUGGGAUAUCGAACAAAACCCCGAUUGCGAGGAAGAAGAUGAAGAAGAUUGCAAUCCGGAAGUGCGAAUCGUACGAGUGAGUCAAAUAAUAAUUCACCCAGAUUACAAGGACAAGACAAACGACAUUGCACUAUUGAGAAUGGAACAAGCUCUUCCGAAUGAGUACACGUCGCAUAUUUUGCCCAUUUGUAUGCCGCUGUCGGCUGAACUCAUGCAAGAUGUUUUCACGAACAGAAAUGUAAGCGUAGUUGGUUGGGGGAAAAACGAAAAAGAAAUAAGAAGCCGUUUCAAAAUGUACGCUGAACUGAUAACUAUCAACAAUCAACGAUGUGAGCAAGCAUUAGAGAAGCCACUUCAUGACACGCAAAUGUGUGCCCAAUCUUUCACAGAAACUAUUCGUGAUACCUGCGGAGGCGAUUCCGGAGGUCCUUUACAGAUACAGAUCAAGGGGACAUACUAUCUCGUUGGAAUUGUCAGUCAUGGUCCACCUUGCGGGAAAACUUUACUGCCAGCGGUUUACACCAGAGUGACGUCGUUUUUGGACUGGAUUUUAGAGAAUAUAACUGACUGAUAUGUUUUCAAUAGUAAGCAGUAUAACAUUGACUUGAUCUUUCAA
Molecule: messenger RNA, 1242 nt
Organism: Aedes aegypti (yellow fever mosquito)
Lineage: Eukaryota; Metazoa; Arthropoda; Insecta; Diptera; Culicidae
Product: melanization protease 1
Exons: 5
Coding region: 82-1197 (371 amino acids)
Biological process (GO): proteolysis
Molecular function (GO): serine-type endopeptidase activity
Source: RefSeq, a predicted model, not a curated record